GGUCGGCAUCCUCUCGUCGGCUUCCCGAGCGAAGUGCUUGCAAGAAAAAGGAAGACGGCGGCUUCUUUUCAUGUAGCUUUCCCUUCGCGAGAUCGCCAUGGGAUCCAAUUCCCCACGGCCAGGUGAUGCUCCACCACCAAAACCCUGGGAACGGGCUACAACUACAUCUGGACCUCCUGCACCUUUCAAGCCCCCAUCUUCUGGCAGCACAAGCGACAUUGUUGAAGCCUCUGGAACUGCAAAACCUGGAGAGGCGGUUCCAAGUACCGAGAGGAGUGUGUUGCCAAACAGAAACACUAUUGGGAGGCCUCUACCUUCGAGACCUUGGCAGCAGAACUAUGGAACUAGUUAUGGAGGAUAUGGCUCAAAUAUAAAUUACAAUUCAGGCUAUGGCUCUGGCAUGUACAGCUCAUAUGGAGGAUUUGGUGGAUCCGGUGGGCUUUACGGUAAUAACAUGUACUCAGGAUAUGGAGGGUUAUAUGGAAAUUCCGGAAUGUAUCCAGGAAGCAUGUAUAACAGUGGGUUUGGGGGGGCCAUGGGUGGCUAUGGGAUGGGCAUGGGUGGUCCUUAUGGUAACCCAGAUCCAAAUAAUCCAUAUGGCCCUCCUUCUUCCCCACCAGGCUUUUGGAUGUCCUUCAUCCGAGUGAUGCAAGGUGUUGUUAAUUUCUUUGGCCGAAUCUCAAUCCUCAUUGAUCAAAACACACAGGCCUUUCACAUGUUCAUGUCAGCUCUCCUGCAGCUCUUUGAUCGUUCUGGUUUACUAUACGGUGAACUUGCGAGGUUUGUUUUGAGGUUACUAGGGAUCAAAACAAGGAGCAGGAAACACCCUCAACUGGAACCUGGUAGACUUCCCGGUCCGGAUGGGAAUGGGCAGCACUACAUUGAGGGCCCGAAAGCUGCCACUGGGUCUUGGGACAAUGUUUGGGGAAAUGAUGUUAAGGAAGCCAGUUAAGAUGCGGUAAGCCAAUGGCUGUGGGAAGUUGAAGCUCCCCAGAGGGAAACGGGAUAUAUGAUAUGUCAUAUGUAUGAUCAAGAAAAUCUGUGGAUACUUGCCAAACAAUGUUCGUAUAGCUGCCCUGAUGUAUGUCGUGUUCUCAACUGUUUCAUGGUUCGUUGGUUCAUUAGCUCUAAGACUAAAUUUGCUAUUUGUAUUGAAAUAAAUUUUCAAUGAUGUUUGGGUCAGCAGUUGCUUGAUAUG
Messenger RNA from Elaeis guineensis (African oil palm), 1198 nucleotides. Its product is annotated as peroxisomal membrane protein 13-like. Gene Ontology annotation, biological process: protein import into peroxisome matrix, docking. The record is from RefSeq and is marked provisional. Gene Ontology annotation, cellular component: peroxisomal importomer complex; peroxisomal membrane; peroxisome. NCBI's taxonomy places the organism in Eukaryota, Viridiplantae, Streptophyta, Magnoliopsida, Arecales, Arecaceae.